This is a messenger RNA of Kockovaella imperatae, 1807 nucleotides long. RefSeq lists its product as hypothetical. The coding region runs from base 240 to 1460 and encodes 406 amino acids. Lineage: Eukaryota; Fungi; Basidiomycota; Tremellomycetes; Tremellales; Cuniculitremaceae. The record is from RefSeq and is a predicted model, not a curated record. The transcript has 6 exons.
ACCAAUUGCACCAUUGCGACCAAUCCCUUUGAGCACAACUUGAUCAGUCUCAACCUCAUGUCCCAGAAGGUCAAGUUUGUGGCGUUCAAGAGUGAGGAUCACGAUGUGAUGAGGCAGGGGUAUCAGUUCUCUGGCUUUGUGCAGGAUCUUCAUGGGGGCGAUUUCUAGAGCUUGAUGAGAGCGGCGAUCAGGACGUCUGCAGGGAUAUCGUCAAGAUAUUAGUGGAUGGGACGGAUGUGAUGUGUGGACUGAACAGCGAGGAUAUCGGGCGAUUGACAACGUACAAGAUGUCGCUCCACCACCACCUCCAUCGAGCCAACAAAACCUCCUGGCUCUUCAUUUGUGGAGACAGGAUUGUGCGAGAGAUCGUGAAGAAGCUCCCAGUCGAGCUCUUCCCACCACCUUCGACCUCUACCCUUCCCAAAGUCGACCACACCGUCCCUGCCGACGUGUCCUUUUACCUCGCCUCCCUCCCUGUUGACGGGCAAAAGAAUGCAAGACUCAGGUCCGAGGUCUUGAGGAACCCCGAAGGUAAUGCACCUCCACCACCCCCAAGGAUCUAUGCCGAUCAUGACCUCGAUGUCAUGCUGCCAGAGGUGCUGGAGGCUUUGGAGGAUGUCAUGGAGCCUUUCACAAAAGAGGGGUUCUCGCAGGUGCUGCCGAGGGUCAGGAGGAUGAUGGAUAGGCUGAGGGACAGGGUAGAGACGGGCCCAAGGUCGAGAUACUCCACUCAGUUCUUCCUCGACACCAUCCCCCUCAUCUUUCGAGCCGUCGCGAGCGCUGAGAAACUUGCAGGAGCCAUACAUCCUCGCAUGGCCACCUACAUCGACCAUCUGCUCACUAUCUUGUCCAUGUCAGUCUUGUCGACUCGACCAGGGGUCCUUUCGGUCGCUAUGGCAGCACUGAGCUACGAUAUGGUCGACAAGUUGGCCAUUCUCAGCUUCGACAACAAUGAGGCUUACCACAGCCCCAAUGUGGCUUAUCACAUUCAUUAUUGGCUGUUCAUGACCGUCUCGGCAUUAGCCAGUGCAGCGCUUGUGGCGAGCAUCGUGGGGUACCACAAGCCACCUGCACCACUUGGACCAAUCAUGACAAAGAAGCAGAGGAGGCAAGCGUCGAAAGAGGCCAUGUGGAGUGAUUGCGGCUAUGUCUGUCACGUCAAGGGAUGUGCACAGAAGCUGCAAGUGGAGCAGGAUGACACGACGAUCGAUCCCAUUUACGAAGCUCAAGCCAAGAACGGGACGGCGAACCGAUGGUACAGAGCUGGGGACACCUUCUCCAAAUGGGUCACUAAGGACGAAAAUACUGGCAACAAGCGGGUGGAUUUCAUGGCUUGUCCAGAUGAACUGCACGACUUUGGGGAAUCGACCAACCUGCGGACUGGAGCCAUGCUGCUAAGGCAAAUACUGCAUUCAAAAUGUCGAGGAGGUCAGGGCAAGCCUGGCGUCGGGGGCUUAUAACAGAGUCGCCAGCAGCGGGGGCUCAUUGGACACUAUGAGAAGGACAUGUGAUGACGACGCAUGGACAGGUGAUGCGAGAUGAUGAUGCGAUUAUAAUGCAGGUGAUGGUGAUGCGAUUAUACUACACUUUUAGACACGACCCAAUGUCACCGAGUUGCAUAGAGAUACAACGGAAUAUAAGAAGGGAUAGAGAGAAGAGAAGAGAGGUUAUUUGCUAGACGCGCUCAGGUGAGAUGAUCAAUUCCGACACUAUGUACUCUCUAUGUAGACACUGUAAGAUCUGCGUGUCAGCUACACGCUCGGAAAAAUUUAUCUGGGAUCUGCAUGCAAGUUGCAUGAACAUGGAA